UCCUCUCCUCUCCUCUCCUCUCCUAAAUCCUGUCUUCCUCCUCUUCCUUUCUCUCUCCUUUCACAUUGUAUAUCCUCAAUUCCGAAUACUUCAAUUUAUCUUGCCUUCAUCUGCUUGCUUAUUUCCAUCUUUAAAGGCCUCGGAAGUCAGCUCAUCAAGUUCAAGCAUUACCCCUCCAACUCCACUUGAAUCUAACCGUAUCACCCCGUCAAGCUCAGACCAGCCAGCUUAUUCAACAGCUCAGUCGUAAACAAUCAAUCAAAAGUAUCAACAGGCCGCAUAUGAAAACACAUCACUUUUUUUGGCUCAUAGUCUUUGAUUAAAUUAAGAAGGACUUUUCCUACGGCCUCGAGCGUAUCAUCGCUCGUAGGUUUUGUUACCAAACAUGGCACCUAUUCCACUUUCUGUAUUCUCGGGGAUUUCGACCAUAUCGAGGGAUAUUUCGCAUUCGGCUUCGUUGACCUCGAGAACGACAACACUCCUAAAGCCAAUCUCUACAUUUCUCCAACCCACAAAUGCCGAACUUCCUUCUCCUUCGAAUUUUGCGAAAAUUUUGACUCGUCUAAUAUCACGACAAGCUACAAGUAGUGACCCUAGCGUAAUUCCCACCACAUAUGGAGAGCAGAACAACUCUUCAUCGCCUGGUACAAUCGUCGGCAUAGUUUUAGGCUCGGUUGGAGGCUUUCUGCUCCUUCUCUGGCUCUUAUAUACAUGCUCCACCAUGAGACGUUCAGCUGCGGAGUCUACCUUUACUGAAGAUGUAACUUUCCACGAGAAUUCACGGCGGAGAUCUCAUAACUCGCGCAGGAGUUCGAGACCCCAUAGUCGAAGGGUGAGCGCCACUGAGAAAGUCGAGAUUAGGCGUCAACGCAGUCGAAGUCCCACUCCUGUUCGAGUGGUGAGGGAGGAAGUGCGACAAGAAGUGAGGAGACCUCCACCUGUCGAGAGAGUUGUUGUUGAAGAGAGAAGGGAAGUAAGAAGGAGUAGGGACGAGAGAAGUUCGGGUACAAGUGGCGGGAACAGUGAUGAGGUUGUGGUAAUUGAAGAACAUGAUCCACCGAGGAGGUCAAAGAGUAAGAGGGAGAGGAGGAACAGUGGAUUUCGAACAGUGGACCCAUUGAGCGUUGGGGGUAUCGUUGGUGGAGAAGGUAGGAGAGGCGAACGGAGGAGGUAAUACCCUGGAUUGUAAAAGAAACACUGGAGUUGAGGUUGAAGUUUCGGGGUAAUGGAGGGUAUGAGGAGUUGGCAAAAUUACUUUGCAUGAAAGAUAUAAACACGAAAGAGCAGACCUUUCGACCAUCUCCUUUCGAAAGACUUACAGAACGGGGGCAUCUCGCCGUAUUUUGGACCGACCAUCAUAAUUACCUCGAGGUCAUGGUUAUUUGAAUCGCAUUUCAUUGUACGAGCUUAAUGGUGGACGACUAUACGAAGCGCUAAUUGGACAUGGCUGGAAUCUUGAUGAAUAUACGGGAAAUGACGUAUGGAGGGAAUCUGUAUGUAGCAUUAACGACGAGAUUUUUUACGAAUUUCAGGAGGAGCCAUGUAGGAUUGAUGUGCACAUGUAAGUAAACGAAAGAGCAUUUUAAUCCCACAUUUUCCGCAUCCCUCCCCUUAUUUAUUAGCCGUGAUCCGUCGGUAAAUUCCUAUACCGCAAGCAAAUCCCGCUUCUAACCCCCAUUUACAAACAGAUUGAUCGUCAAGCUCUGCCACCAAGAAAUGAACAGUACUCCGUAUGCGUAUCUGCGGUCAUACCCGUACUUAUUCCUAGUAGAAUUCCAGGCCUCAAGUAUUGAAAUUGCGAUGUCGGGCGUGUCAGCUUGCAUUCGCUAA
Molecule: messenger RNA, 1830 nt
Organism: Sclerotinia trifoliorum
Lineage: Eukaryota; Fungi; Ascomycota; Leotiomycetes; Helotiales; Sclerotiniaceae
Source: the annotation of a GenBank genome assembly